This is a messenger RNA of Scleropages formosus (Asian bonytongue), 1224 nucleotides long. RefSeq names its product dihydropteridine reductase-like. The transcript has 7 exons. The record is from RefSeq and is a predicted model, not a curated record. Bases 55 to 777 code for a protein of 240 amino acids. Lineage: Eukaryota; Metazoa; Chordata; Actinopteri; Osteoglossiformes; Osteoglossidae. Gene Ontology annotation, biological process: tetrahydrobiopterin biosynthetic process; L-phenylalanine catabolic process. Gene Ontology annotation, molecular function: 6,7-dihydropteridine reductase activity; NADPH binding; NADH binding. Gene Ontology annotation, cellular component: cytoplasm.
GCGGCGGAUGACGGAAGACUCGGGGUUUGCUUGUAGUCGUUCGGGUCGGACGGGAUGGCAGCAGCGGAGGCACAGCGCGUGAUCGUGUAUGGAGGGCGAGGCGCGCUCGGCUCUGCCUGCGUGCAGCACUUCCGAGCCAAGAGCUGGUGGGUGGCGAGUAUUGACGUCACGGCCAACGAGGAGGCGAACGCGAACGUGCUGGUCAAAUUGACCGAGUCGUUCACUGAGCAGGCGGACCAGGUGACAGCAGAUGUUUCCCAGUUGCUGGGCGAGAAAAAAGUGGACGCCAUCCUGUGCGUGGCAGGGGGAUGGGCUGGCGGCAGUGCCAAGGCCAAAGCCCUGUACAAGAACUCGGACUUGAUGUGGAAGCAGAGCGUCUGGACCUCGACCAUCUCCAGUCACUUGGCCGCAAAGCACUUAAAGGAAGGGGGCUUGCUCACGCUGGCGGGGGCCAAAGCGGCCCUCGAGGGGACCCCUGGCAUGGUGGGCUACGGCAUGGCCAAGGCUGCCGUCCACCAGCUCUGUCGAAGCCUGGCUGCGGAGAAUAGUGGCCUGCCCUCGGGCUCCGUCGCAGUGGCCAUCAUGCCCGUUACCUUGGAUACCCCGAUGAACAGAAAAUCGAUGCCUGACGCAGACUUUAGCUCCUGGACACCGCUGGACUUUGUGGCUGAAAUGUUCUACAGCUGGACGACCGGAGCGGACCGGCCCGCAUCGGGAAGCCUCGUGCAGCUGGUGACAGUGAGUGGGAAGACCGAGGUCACGCCCCUGCAGAAGUGAAGGAGGGCGGAGGGUGGAGGUGACAGAGGGAGCGUGAGCAACCCUGCUUUGCCUCGCCCUAGUCUCUAGCCCCGCCCCUUAAUUCCCAGACGCUGUGGGUUUAGUUCUCUGCUGAACUCUUAGAUGUCGCAAAAACCCUUGAGCCAAAAAUCUAGUAAAAAUGCUGUCAAGUGUUACGUGUCGAGUGCAGUAGAUUCCCACAUGUGGCCUUAACGGUGUGUUUAAACCAGCCUGUCGAGUGUGUGUGCCUCACACGGUCAUGGGGGUAUUUGGUUGCUUGAGAGAAGUAGAUUUCUUUCUUUUUUUUUUAAAAAAAAAAAAAAAAAAUGGUUGCUGGUGCCAUAGUUUACUGAUAUUUUUUGAUCCAUAGUGUGUUUGUCACCACAUCGUUUUACUCGGAAUCUCAGAAUGUCUGUGAAACGUUGGAAUAAAGGCAUCGCACUGCCA